This is a messenger RNA of Aspergillus heteromorphus CBS 117.55, 504 nucleotides long. RefSeq lists its product as uncharacterized. Gene Ontology annotation, biological process: endosomal transport. Gene Ontology annotation, cellular component: BLOC-1 complex. The record is from RefSeq and is a predicted model, not a curated record. Lineage: Eukaryota; Fungi; Ascomycota; Eurotiomycetes; Eurotiales; Aspergillaceae. The annotation marks the transcript as partial. The transcript is spliced from 3 exons.
CCUCCUCCCCCACCAGCACCAGCAAACCCAAACCCCAUCCCAACCCCCUCAAACCCCACUCCCGAGAAAUCCACCGCCCAAACCGCCUUCACAGCAACCCUCCUCUCCGUCGGCAGCACCUACGAAGCGCCGCUCCGCGAACGGACCCAAACGCUGCACGCGAAUGCCGCGGCCCUGCAGCGCCAGGAGACCGAGCUGGCGCGCACCACGGCGGACCUCGCGCGCCUGAAUAGCCAGUGGGCGGGGGUCGCGGAUACGGCGCGCAUCGGGCUCAAGGAGAUCGGCGACGUGCAGAAUUGGGCGGAGGUUAUUGAGAGGGAGCUUUUGGUGUUGGAGGAUGUUGUUUCUAGGGUUGAGGGGGGAGAUAGUGAGGAUGGGGAGGGGGAGGGGAGGGGGAGGGGGAGGGGGAGGGGGAUGAAAGGGAGGGAGGGGAAGGGGAAAGGGAAGGGGAAGGGGAAGGAUAUAGGUGGAGAAAGAGGCAAAGGGUGGUUUCGGUGGUGGUGA